Molecule: messenger RNA, 632 nt
Organism: Melitaea cinxia (Glanville fritillary)
Lineage: Eukaryota; Metazoa; Arthropoda; Insecta; Lepidoptera; Nymphalidae
Product: calexcitin-2-like
Exons: 1
Coding region: 1-549 (182 amino acids)
Molecular function (GO): calcium ion binding
Source: RefSeq, a predicted model, not a curated record
AUGGUGUCCGAAUUCAGAAAGAAGAAACUGUUGUACGUUUUCAAGAUCUUCUUCGACGCUGACGGCAGCGGUACCGUAACGAAGAAGGACUUUGAGCUGAGCAUUCAGAGAAUCGGCAAAGCGAAGGGAUGGGCUCCUGGUGAUGAUAUGUACAAACUGGCCGAGAAGACCAUGCUUGAAAUUUGGAAUGGUAUGCAACUGAAGGCUGACUUGAACAAAGAUGGCGAAAUCAGCCCAGAUGAGUGGAUCAAGCUGUGGGAAGACUAUGGCAAAGAGUCCUCGCCUGUGGACUGGCAGGCGUACUACUGCAAGGCUAUCUUCACCAUCCAGGACGCCAGCAAUGAUGGUGCCAUUGACCGCGAUGAAUUCGUCUCAGUACAUUCAUCUUUUGGAUUAUCAAAGGAUGACGCGAAUGUAGCUUUCGACAAGGCUUCCAAUGGUAAGGAUAGUAUAUCGUGGGAAGAUUUCGAACAGCGCUGGAAGGAGUUCUUCACGUCUGAAGACCCCGAAGCUCCUGGAAACUUCAUCUUCGGUAACCUAAGCUUCUAAUUUUGAAUUUUGUUGUGCAUGUGAAAUUAUGAUGCGUUUAUUUAUUGUAUGAUAUAUUUUUUAAUAAACAUUUUUUAAGUAUC